CGAGGAUUCGCGUGUGUUAGACUCUCGGAUUCUACGGCAUUGGUGCGAGGGUUGCUGUAACUCCAGUCAGGAACCCCCGCCGAAAAAGUGCAGUACCUCUCCUCCUCCUCCACCACAAGCCAUCACCACCACCACCAUCAUCAUCAUCCAUCGCCAUUACCACCCGCCGCAUGUUUAUCGUCCUAGAACUUGACCACGGUGGAAUGGUGCCUGGAUGCUUUCCUAAUAUCUGGCCGCCCCCGAGAAGACGUUCCGCAACAGAACUCUCUACAUGUCCCUUGAUCGGUAACUCUCCCCGGAUACUCGUUCAGCUGGGGAGAGCCCAACGCGAGGAGACUCCUCCUGACAAGCCACCAGCAGAUCGGCCCUCGGAAUUCCUGUAAAGAUGGCAGCAUCCUCGCACAACCCUUUUCCUCGCUCGCCCAAUCCCUCUACGAGAUCGUAUGACUCUUCCUCCGUCUCGUCGGCGACCUCGCCCCGACCGCAGGCUCAGCUCCUAGGCAACUUGAUAGGAUCCGGCUCUAGGCCGACUACGACGCAGCCACCGCAGCCCAUAGGGAUUCCCCAGCUGCCUCCCGUGUCCCAGACGACGGGAUUCCAGCCCUACACGCCGGUGGCAGCAACCUCCGUGAUGGGCCGAGAGUCGCUACCACCCACUGAUUCGGUGAAGCGCGCCUACCGCCAGAGGAGGAAGGAUCCUAGUUGCGACGCCUGCCGGGAAAGAAAGGUCAAAUGUGAUGCCACAGAAACGACGAGCUGCUCGGAGUGCUCAAGCCGCAACGUAAAAUGCCAAUUUACCAAGGAGACCAACCGGCGGAUGUCGUCCAUUAAACAGGUGCAGGAUCUAGAGAAGCAAAUAGAGCGAGUGCGGAAGGAGAACAGCAACCUGCGGCGCACGCUCGCCGAGCGGGGCGAGCACAUGGACGUCGACGCUGAGGGGAGCGAGACGUUGUCGCCGCAGCUGCCGCCAGACCUGAACUCGGAGCCGAGGCGGCGGAGGCGAGCCACCGCUUUGCUACAAGACCCGGCGCGAGCGCGGGCGGCCUACCGAAGUUUCUCGAAAGGGCUGGCGAAGCCCCCGGCGCCGUACCGACAGGCGCCGGCUACGGCUACGAUCGCCUUCGACCACCCGAGACCACCGCUUCCCCCGAAAGCGACGACGGACCGGCUCCUCCACACGUACUACGGGGCGGUGCACAUCAUGAUGCCCAUCUUACACUGGCCGACGCUGCAGCACCAGGUGGAAGAGCUCUAUCAAAAUACUAACAUACAGCGGGUCCCCAUCUCGUGGCAUUCCAUGUUCUUCGCGGUGUUGGCGAUGGGCAGCCUAUUUAGCAACGAUCCGCACCCGGACCGGACCCUGCGAGCGAGCGAGUUCCUGGAGGCGUCGAGGAGCCUGACGGAUCCGUGGAACAACGACUUCGACCUCGACAGCGUGCGAGGCGCGUUCCUGACGGCGCUCGCGCUGAACGAGCUGAACCUCAAGUCGGCGGCGUGGACGUGGCUGGGCAAGGCGGCGCGCGCCGCCCAGGACUUCGACCUCCACCUCGAGGUGGCCGGGCUGCGGUCCCGGGUCGAGGCCGACAUGCGGAGGCGGGUCUGGUGGGCGAUCUACAUAUUCGAUCGAAUGCUCGCGCUAGAGCUCGGGCGCCCCUUCGUGAUCGACGACGCCGACUGCGACACCGCGCUGCCCGAGCCCGUCGACGACCACUUCCUGCACACCGAGGGUCCCGUCCACCCGCCCCCGAACGUCAACCCCCUGACCCACUACCUCCACUUCAUCAUUAACAUAGUCCGCUCGUUCUCCGCCGUGCGCCGCGCCUUCGCCCACCCCUUCAUCGCGCCGCCGCCGCUCGCCGCCCUCGACAACCACUUCCUCGCCUGCCAGAAGAUGAUCCCCGAGGCCUGCGACGCCAACAGCAUCGCCCCCGUCCCGCCCCACGUCCUCAUGCCCCUCGCCUACGUCCUCAGCGCGCGGCUGCACCUCCACCGCCACAACCUCUCGCCGAGCUGCCCGCCCGACGCCCGCAGCGAGGCCAUCAAGCAGUGCAUGCUCACGGCCGUCGAGACGACGAAGCUCAUCGCCCGGACCAACGCGACGCUCGCCGACACCGCCACCGCCCUGCUCGUCACCCACGUCUUCCGCUGCACCCUCUUCCUCCUCCUCACCGGGCUCUACGACCUCGCGCUGACGUGCCUGCGCGCCCUCAAGUCCGUCGACGCCCGCCGCGACGUCGCCGUCCCCUGCGGCCGCUUCCUCGCCUUCUUCCUGCAGACCCUGCGCGCCAAGCAGCAGGAGCUGCUCGCCCUGCUCCCGCGCGCCGCCGCCACCCCCGGCUACCCCUCGCCCACUGCCGCCGCCGCCGCCGCCGCCCAGCCCGACCCCCGCGCCGUCCAGGACGCGCUGCUGCGCGACGAGGAGCUCCUCAUCUACGUCAGCGCCGACCUGCAGGCCGGCGCCGAGACGGCCUGGGUGUGGGCGGGCGCGGAACGCUGCCCCCGAUCAAGAUGGAGCCCGGGGUGCCGUGCCUGGCGCCGGCCGGCGACCCGGGCAGCAGCCGCAACAGCCCGGCGGCUGGGGGCGCGGGCCCCCCGUCCGCGAGCAGCCGCAACACCGAGCGCAUCAGCAUCGCCAACAUAAUCUAGAGCCGGCGAGGCCUGCGGGAGAACUUACGGUGUGGAGGGGGAAAAGGGGGAAGGGAGAGACGGGGAGAAAGAGAGAGAAACCCGCCGGUCGACGCGCCCGACGAGACUACGAGUUUGACGAACGAACAAACGAACAAACGAACGAAUACCCGUUUAUGGUUUCCCCCCCGAUUUGUUUUUGAUUUUUUUUUUCCCCUCGAAACUCUCUUCGGGAAGCCAGAGAGAAGGGGGGGAGACGCGCGCUGGGCGAG
Molecule: messenger RNA, 2897 nt
Organism: Durotheca rogersii
Lineage: Eukaryota; Fungi; Ascomycota; Sordariomycetes; Xylariales; Xylariaceae
Product: fungal-specific transcription factor domain-containing protein
Exons: 4
Coding region: 386-2641 (751 amino acids)
Biological process (GO): regulation of DNA-templated transcription; DNA-templated transcription
Cellular component (GO): nucleus
Molecular function (GO): zinc ion binding; DNA binding; DNA-binding transcription factor activity, RNA polymerase II-specific
Source: RefSeq, a predicted model, not a curated record